Girardinichthys multiradiatus is the source of this 8521-nucleotide messenger RNA. It is a transcript of the gene sbf1, whose product is annotated as SET binding factor 1. The record is from RefSeq and is a predicted model, not a curated record. Bases 168 to 6002 code for a protein of 1944 amino acids. NCBI's taxonomy places the organism in Eukaryota, Metazoa, Chordata, Actinopteri, Cyprinodontiformes, Goodeidae. The transcript has 43 exons.
UGUCGCUGUCAGGGCAAGGCAACUUGACAGUAUGGCGGCGGAGUGCAGCUGGAAGGAUGCUACUGUCUCCCAUGAUGUUUCUAUCGCCGGCAGCACGUAAAUGGACUAUUGACGGCGCAGAGACAAGAGGAUUCAGCGAGAACGGCCUGUCGUCCUGAGCUCUGAACAUGGCCAGGCUCGCGGACUACUUUGUUGUGGUUGGUUACGACCUCGACAACCGAGUGGAGGGUGAGGGUCAGGGUCGCAUUCUCCAGCGGUUUCCUGAGAAAGACUGGGAGGACAGCCCUUUCCCACAAGGCAUAGAACUGUUCUGUCAGCCCAGCGGUUGGCAGCUGGUUCCAGAGCGGCAGCCAGCCUCCUUCUUUGUUGCGGUGUUGACUGACAUCAACUCGGAUCGUCACUACUGUGCCUGCUUUACUUUCUGGGAGGGCUUGGACAAUCCACAGCUGAAGAAGACUGAGACUGGUGAUGCUGAUGAGGCAGACGAGGAGCCAACUGUAGUCCAAACUCCUAAAGUUUUUGCACCUAAGAGCCUGGUGGUAGUGUCUCGACUUGAUUACACAGAGGCGUUCAGGAACUGUCUUGGUCUGAUCUACACCGUCCAUGUAGACAGCCUUUCAGCCCCCUUAGAAACUGUGAUCGGAAACCUUCUAACUUGUGUCAUUCCCAUUGCCGGAGGCUCCCAGAUAGAUGAGUCCCCAGUUUGUAGUUUAGACAAAGUUCCCCAGUCCCCGGCCUGUGACUGGCUGCUGGCCUGUCUCCAGCGGGGUCCAGAGCAGAGAGAGGACAGUUUGAGGACAAUUACAUUAGGUGCUGGCGACCGACAAGUUAUCCAGACUCCCAUCAAUGACUCCCUUCCUGUCAGCGGCAGCAGUGUGGCUCAGCUCUUUAGGCAGCUUGGUAUAGUCAACGUGUUGUAUCUGUUCUGUGCUGCUCUGACGGAGCACAAGAUCCUGUUUUUGUCCAGCAGCUACCAGAGACUAACAGACGCCUGCCGAGGGCUGCUGGCCAUCAUGUUCCCCCUCCAAUACAGUUUUACCUAUGUUCCUAUUUUACCCGGGAAACUACUGGAGGUCCUGAGCACUCCCACCCCCUUCAUCAUUGGUGUCAAUUCAUUCUUCCGGUCUGAGACACAAGAACUGUUGGAUGUAAUCAUCGCUGACCUGGAUGGAGGCACAGUUACCAUCCCUGAAUGUCUCCACAUCUCUCUGCUGCCUGAACCUCUUCUGCAGCAGACCCAGACUGCCCUCUCCAUGGUUUUGGAUCCAGAGCUGGAGUUUGCAGAUCAGGCGUUUCCCCCACAGUCCAUUCAGCCUUCUGCACUCAAGAUCCAGGAUAAGGAAAUCCGAGCAGUCUUCCUGUGGCUCUUUGCUCAGCUUUUUCAAGGCUAUCGCUGGUGUUUACAUAUUAUCCGAAUUCACCCAGAACCUGUAAUCCGCUUCCAUAAGGCGGCCUUCCUGGGUCAGAGAUCCCUGACGGAGGACGACUUCCUCAUGAAGGUGUUGGACGGGAUGGCAUUUGCAGGCUUUGUAUCAGAGAGGGGUCCUCCUUACAGAGCCACUGAUCUCUUCGAUGAUCUUGUUGCCAACCAGGUGGAGCGAAUACGACAAGAGGAGGCCUGCCCACACAAAGUCAUGAAUCAUAUCAAAGAGCUGGCAGAGCAACUUUUUAAAAAUGAGAAUCCCUAUCCCGCAGUUGCGAUGCACAAGGUCCAGAGGCCAUCAGAAAACAGCCAGAACACAGGCAAAAGUCAGACUCCCUUUCCUGUUCUGGAUGAUGUUGCAGUACAGCUCUUCAUCGAUCAUGCUGUUGCCAAGCUCAAGACGGCACCUCCUGUUGUCAAGGCAGAGCUCAAGAGCAUGGUGCCUUCUGGACCUCUGCUGGGAGACAUUGUUGACAGGAACGGUAAUGUGAUGGCUAACAGCGCUCGCAGGCUGGAGGUGGUCAGGAACUGCAUCACAUACAUCUUUGAAAAUAAAAUGCUGGAGGCAAAGAAGCUGAUGCCAGCUGUGCUGCGGGCGUUAAAAGGUCGCACAGCAAGGGUCUGUUUGACCCAGGAGUUAAAUCAGCACGUUCUCCAGAACCGAGCUGUGCUAGAUGACCAGCAGUUUGACUACAUUGUUCGCAUGAUGAACUGCACUUUACAGGACUGUUCACAUAUGGAUGAACAUGGUAUUGCAGCUGCUCUGCUUCCUCUUGUCACUGCCUUCUGCAGAAAACUGGGGGCAGGCGUCACUCAGUUUGCCUACAGCUGUGUACAGGAACACAUGGUGUGGACUAACAUGCAGUUCUGGGAGGCCAUGUUCUACGGCGAUGUUCAGAACCACAUUAAAGCUCUGUACAUGGAGGAUAGAGGCCAGCAGAAAGACUCGCAGGACCAACAGGAAGGGUCAGCCAACAAAAGAGAAAUCAGCGCCUUGGAGCUUGCAGCAGAGCAAAACCGUCUGUGGCCGACCCUCAACAAAGAGCUGCAGAUGGAGCGUGUACAGAAGGAGGAGAGCACUGUGUUUAGCCAGGCCAUCCAUUACGCCAACAGGAUGAGCUACCUGCUGCUGCCACUGGACACCAGCAAAAACCGGCUGCUGAGGAGUUCUGGCCUCGGUGACGUGGAGAGCGUCAGCAACAGCUACGUCACAAACAGUAUUGCAGGAAGUAUGGCAGAGAGCUACGAUACAGAGAGUGGCUUUGAAGAUGCAGAGAGCUCAGACGUGGCCAACUCAGUGGUGCGCUUUAUCAACCGCUUUGUAGAUAAAGUGUGUAAUGAGAGCGGUGUGACGAACGAGCACCUGAAGGCACUUCACACCAUGAUACCAGAUAUUGUUCAGAUGCACAUCGAGACACUGGAUGCAGUCCACAGGGAGAGUAAGAGACUGCCUCCAAUCCAAAAGCCCAAGCUGCUAAGCCCGACUCUACUGCCCGGUGAGGAGCUGGUGAUGGAUGGCAUGCGGGUCCACCUCAUCCUUGAUGGCCGCGAAGAGGCAACGGGACACAUGGGAGGCCCACCUCUUCUUCCUGCAGAGGGCGCCAUCUUUCUUACUACAUACCGUCUGAUCUUCAAGGGCACCCCAAGUGACGCAUUGGUGGGUGAACAGAUAGUGACUCGCUCCUUUCCCGUCGCCUCUUUGACCAAGGAGAAGAGGAUCUCGGUCACAUUACCCUUGGACCAGUUUGUCCAGGAGGGCCUACAGCUCCGAUCCUGCACAUUCCAACUAAUGAAAAUUGCAUUUGAUGAAGAGGUUGCAUCAGACCUGGCUGAGAGUUUCAGGAAACACCUACAUAAGCUGCGCUUUCCUCAGCAUGUCCAGGGCACCUUUGCCUUCACAGUUGGUCAAAGUGGCAAGCUGGUGUUGGAGCCCAAAACUAAGGACAAGAACCAGUCAUUAAAAACUCUUUCCAAAAACCUGGUGAAGAAUGCAAAGAGGACAAUUAGUCGGCAGUAUGUCACCAGAAAGAAGGAGUCUCCACCCACCUGGGAGAACAGGAGCAGCCUCCAGUCUGAGCUGGAUGAAGAUGAAAUCUCAGUCUCAGAGGAAGUCGAUCAGAGCGCCCUGACCCUGUCCUCUACCAUCCGCUCUUCAGACAGACAGACUAUGAGCAACAUUGUGGAGCGCGCCUGCUGCCGUGACUACCAGCGCCUUGGUCUGGGCACGCUCAGUAGCAGCCUGACUCGAUCUAAGAAUGAGCCGUUCAGGAUUUCUACUGCUAAUCGCAUGUACAGUGUCUGCAGGAGCUACCCUGGCUUGCUGAUCAUUCCUCAGAACAUCCCGGACUCCAGCAUCCAUAGAAUCUGCCGCUGCUACCGACAGAAUCGCUUCCCUGUUGUGUGCUGGAGACAUUCACGAAGCAAGGCUGUCCUGCUGCGCUCAGCGGGCCUUCAUGCCAAGGGAGUAGUCAGCUUCUUCAAGUCUCCCAAUGCACCAACUUCAGUGCCAUCUCAAGCAGACUCAACGAGCCUCGAGCAGGAGAAAUAUCUUCAAGCCAUCAUCAGUUCCAUGCCCUCCUACAGUGAGAGUACAGGCCGGAACACUCUGAGUGGCUUCACAUCCACACAUAUGAACACCUCUGAUUCAUCUGAUAAACUCAGACAGCCCAAGAUUGGAGAUUUGAUGAAGCAGGUUCUGGGCAACAAGGAAGACGUCCCUGGAACUUUCAGCAGAGGAGCACUUGGUCAAAAGGCGAAAGUCGUCUCCCUCUCUCAGCCCAGAGUCUCUGGCAAAGCUAGGAACUCUCCUAGAGGUAAAUGGGGCAGCAUCCGGGGCAGUGGCCGUCUAAGCGCGUACAACCCAGACAUCGGGACUCGUUUGGCUGGUAAAGAGUCUCCACAGCCCAAUGGAGGACCCAACGAUCCAUUGUUCCUGCGCCAGCAGAAAACCUACCUCUACAUCAUCGGGGACAAGGCCCAGCUCAAGGGAGGAAAGCAGGAGUCCUUCCAGUACUGGGAGGUGAUUCCCAUCGAGGUGUGCGACGUGCGGCAGGUGAAGAACAGUUUCAAGAAGCUGAUGAAAGCCUGUGUGCCAAGCUCGCCAACCUCAGACCCUAAUAUGAGCUUCCUGCGCCUUCUUGAGGACUCUGAGUGGAUGGCUCUGCUUCACAGAGUGCUGCAGGUGUCUGUGUUGGUGGUGGAGCUACUGGACACAGGCUCCUCAGUCAUGGUCAGCCUGGAGGACGGCUGGGAUGUUACAACACAGGUGGUGUCCCUGGUGCAGCUGCUUUCUGACCCAUACUACAGAACAUUCGAUGGUUUCCGACUGCUAAUAGAAAAGGAGUGGCUGUCGUUCGGCCACAAGUUCAGCCACCGUGGUGCACAGACGCUGGGCAGCCAGAGUAGUGGCUUUACCCCCAUCUUUCUGCAAUUCCUCGACUGUGUACACCAGAUCCACCUUCAGUUCCCCAUGGAGUUUGAGUUCAGUCAGUACUACCUGAAGUUCUUGGCCUACCACUAUAUGUCCAACCGCUUCCGCACCUUCCUGCUCGACUCGGACUAUGACCGCAUCGAACUAGGAGUUCUGUACGAGGAAAAAAGCGACAGGAAACAUCCUCAGGUGUGCAAGUCUGUUUGGGACUUCAUCGACCGACUCAACAAGAAAGCACCCAUCUUCUACAACUACAUGUAUUCCCCAGAAGAUGAGGAGGUCCUGCGGCCAUACACCUUUAUUUCCAACCUGAAGGUGUGGGACUUCUACUUGGAGGAAACUCUGUCGGAGGGACCUCCCUACGACUGGGAGCUGAGGAGCAGGCAUGAGCGUCUGGCAGAGGAGACGGUAGAGAAAGCUGACACCGGUGCUCCAAAAUCUCAGCGGCACAUUGUGUGGCCGUGUUACGACAGCCUGAGCAAGGUGAUGCCUGACGCCAUCACCAAGCUGCUGCAAGACCUGCAGAACCUGGAGGCUGAGCUCGGCCUGACGUCAGAGAAGUGGAAGGACACAUGGGACAAAAUCAAGACCACACAGAGGACUGAGUCCAAACUGGAAAGCAAACCAUCAUUCUCCAGUUCUCUAUUGAUGUCCUCUAACCUCAGCCACCAGCGGCGUUCCCACGGUGUCUGUCUGCAGGAGAGUGGUGUUGGGUCUUCCAUCAAGCUAGGUCUGGACUGUGAGGCUAGCACCACAUCCACCCCUGUCGCGGGUCGGCCAAGUACCAGCACACUUUACAGCCAGUUCCAGAGCACGGAGAGCGAGAACAGGAGUUUUGAAGGCAUUUUGUACAAAAGAGGAGCAUUGCUGAAACCAUGGAAACCAAGGUGGUUCGUGCUGGAUAAAACGAAACACCAGCUGCGAUACUACGACAGCAGACAGGACAAAGUGUGCAAAGGUGUGAUUGAACUGUCAGAGGUUGAGUCAGUCACAGUGGGAACACCUACCAUGGGAUCACCGAAAAACGUUGAGGAGAAAGCCUUCUUUGAUCUGAAAACGGCCAAACGAGUGUAUAACUUCUGUGCCCAGGAGAGCUCAAAUGCACAGCUGUGGAUGGACAGUAUUCAGAGCAGCCUGUCAGAUGCCUAGAGAGGAGCUGGGACUGAGUAGCUGAUGCAACCAGGACAAAAAUGGGGAGUGCAGCUGUGCCUGAUGGAUGCCUCAGCAGAACAAAGAGGGAAUGGGGCCUUUCACCACUGCUCACUAGUGUUGAACUAAUAACCUGAUGUCACAUGUUACAUUGUUUCUGUUAUAAACGAGAAGAAAAGUCCCAGAAAGACUAGCUCCCCAUGAGUCUGAACACUGUGUUUUAGAUGCACAAAAUCAACACAUGUUCCUGGGAGGUUUACUGCAGCUUGGACCAGCAUCAAGAUCCUUCCAGACCCUCCACCUGUUAACCACCACCUGCUCCUUCUUUACUAACCCCACUCACACUUUAAGGAGGAAUGACGGAGGAGCUGGAGGCAGCCAAGCUGCACACUGAACUUAUUAGACUGCCCAAAAUAGAAUCCCACGGACUAACAGCUGGGUUGAUGGACCAAAUCUGCUCUGAGGAACAUCUACAUUCCUCAUAAAGCUCUGCUCUCACUGCCUCAUGCAGCCCACUGAUGGUAUGUUGCUGUGGAGACAGUAGAACAGGAGAGCUGUAUAACGGUUCAUGAAGGAUUUCCUUUUCUUUUAAAGUUUUUUUUUUUUUUUUUACAGUCAGACGUUUGUAUCAGAAAGAGCAAUCCUUCAUUAGCUGCUCUCAAUAGGUGGCAGCAUUCUCUGAAAGCCAUGAACCCGUUGUGAAAAUCAAACCAGAAGAACCAGUGGGAGAUUCAGAAUCAUAAAAGUGUUUACACAAAGUUUCCUCGUUCAGCUCCACUCUGUUUAUGGCCCCUGUGCUUUUAUCCAACCACUGUUACCAUGGAGAUUUUUAAGGGAUGUUGAAGGAAAAAGGAGGGAUUUCUAUCAUGUCAUCAGAGCAAUCUAUAGGAGGUAAGGAAGAUGGGACAUGGAGAUGAGGGAUACUGUGAUAUUAUGUGAUGUGUCAGAGAUAGAUUUAGGGAUGGACAUAAGCUGUUGGAAACAAGUUGUAAAAGGAAAAUUGUGGUAUUUUAUCUUUUCAUUUUGACCAGAGUAGUAUUUUUUAUAUUUUUUUUUUUGCACUUUAGGCCCAGCCUGAGUGGCACUUUCCAAUCCUUCCUAUAAAGUAUAUCAAGUUAACAAAUCAGUCAUUGUCAGUGUUUCCCCUACGGCAGUGAAACAGAAACGAAACAAUCAGAACUCCACUAAUAGAGUUGGAGCUGGGAUGAAGAAAGAUGCCAGAAUUUUCCUUUACAAAGUGAAACUGAACCCAGUGUUAAUUUGCUCCCCAGACGUCCGUCAUCUUGGAUGUAACCUGGCUAGGACCAGUUCACAGCUGGUAAUUCUGUAGAGGACCGGUAAUGUUUCCUGGACGGUUGAUGGUUUGUAAAGACAGCCCCUCCUCCACCCACAAGCAGCCACCCACUCCGGCCCACAGUUGUUCACGACAACCCCCUACUUUGUAUCAUACACUUCUACUGCUGUCUGAACAUAAAACUAAAAAUUGUAGUUUAUUUGUGUCUAACAACUCCUUUGUAUAUACUACUCCAGAUUUGUAUGUAACAUUUAUGGUAGUAAUUUAUUUAACGUGUCUCCUCAGUAAUGAAAGCACCACUUUCUUUUAAAAUUAGGAAUUCAAUGUGCCAUUUAUUUUUGUAUUAAUGUGACUAAUACUUUUUUAAUGCGCAAGUAAACAUUUAUUGCUCUUUGUUUUGUUUACACCGUCAUUAUUACCUUAUAUGAAAUGUUCAUCAGAGAGUGGAAGUGGUGUGUAAGUAGAAGACUCUGGGUUCGGUUAGAUUUGACAGUUUUGCUCAUCCACCCACCUACAGGGCCAUCAUGUAGAGGUUUUUUUUGUUCCCUUAGUAAAAAUAAAUCAUCAACAUGAAAUCCUUCCUAGUGCUGGGUUCUGUUCUGCUGACCGGCUGUGGUAACACACUUCUCAUGCGUCAGUACAACAGUAGCAUCAACUUAAAAAUGAUGAAAACUGCUGCAAACAUACUUUUUUAUGAGCUCUUGUUUUGAAUAUUAAAUUGAUUUUUUUUCUGACACAAUCAGAGGUUACUUCAUUGCACUAAACCAUGUUAGUUGUAAACAGAGAAGUAGAAAGCCAUCCUCUGUAAAGUUCAGGAUUUGCUGCUGAUAUAUUGUAAUAUAGAAGGAAGCUCAACAGCUGAAACAUCUGUGUAUCUUCCUUUGAUUGGGUUCUGCUGAUCCAAACUAAAACGGUCCAACAUGUAUUGACUCAGUUUCAGGUGAGCUUGUGCUGUGUGUGAUAAUCUUGCCCAGCAUAGUAGCUGGAGCAAAUUCACAGGUUAGCAGAACCCACCUUUGUAAGCACUCUGUGUAUUACUUCGUGUAGCUUCAGUCCCUAAGUCAACUUGUCUCUAGUUUAUUCCUCACACAGCUCAGCUAACCACAAUCUGACAGAUUCCUUAAUUUAUUGGUCCAUUUUUCUGUUUAGAAAUGACCUGAGCCGGGAUAUCAAUCGUGUCAUUCUAGUUUUUAGAAUCCAAAUAAAUACCGUGGGUUUAAAUGUU